UCCCGGGACUAGGAAGAAACGGCGGCCGGGAGGGGGCUACAGGGACCAUGGGGCUUCUGACCAUUCUGAAGAAGAUGAAGCAGAAAGAGCGGGAGCUGCGACUGCUCAUGCUCGGCCUGGACAACGCUGGGAAAACCACCAUUCUCAAGAAGUUCAAUGGGGAAGACAUUGACACCAUCUCCCCGACGCUGGGCUUCAACAUCAAGACCCUGGAGCACCGAGGAUUCAAGCUGAACAUCUGGGAUGUGGGCGGCCAGAAGUCCCUGAGGUCCUACUGGCGGAACUACUUCGAGAGCACGGACGGCCUCAUCUGGGUGGUGGACAGCGCUGACCGCCAGCGCAUGCAGGACUGCCAGCGGGAACUACAGAGCCUGUUGGUGGAGGAGCGCCUGGCUGGAGCCACCCUCCUCAUCUUUGCCAACAAGCAAGACCUGCCCGGAGCGCUGUCCUCUAACGCCAUCCAGGAGGCCCUGGAGCUGGACUCCAUCCAUAGCCACCACUGGUGCAUCCAGGGCUGUAGCGCUGUCACCGGGGAGAACCUCCUACUCGGCAUUGACUGGCUCCUGGAUGACAUUUCCAGCCGCAUCUUCACGGCCGACUGAAGCGCUCCGGAUGCCCCCCACCUCACAGUCCAGCCCCGCCCCCGCCCCCAGCCCUCAUCAGGCACCAUCCCUGGGGGAAUGGGAGUCAGCCAGCCUGGCGAACACCCCCAACCCCGCGCCAAAAGCUGCCGCUCUGUGGCCCGCCAGCUCCCGUGGCUGGAGGGCUGCCGCCCUGGCUCCCGAUGCAGCCCGCCCGCAGCCUCCGUCCGGAGAGGAGGGAGAGGAGAGGGCCGGGCCCGGGAGGCGGCCGCCUCUGCUGCUACCAAGGCUGUGGGCCUCAUCCUUUGCUCAGCCAUGAGAAUAAACCGUUCCUU
Molecule: messenger RNA, 916 nt
Organism: Neomonachus schauinslandi (Hawaiian monk seal)
Lineage: Eukaryota; Metazoa; Chordata; Mammalia; Carnivora; Phocidae
Gene: ARL2
Product: ADP ribosylation factor like GTPase 2
Exons: 5
Coding region: 48-602 (184 amino acids)
Biological process (GO): protein folding
Cellular component (GO): microtubule cytoskeleton; cytoplasm
Molecular function (GO): GTPase activity; GTP binding
Source: RefSeq, a predicted model, not a curated record